AUGACCCACUUAGAUUUCUUCAAGAAGUUCAAGAGAUUGAACCCUCUUGAGCCUUCCCUUGGCAUUCUUGGCUUCUUUUUAGCCACUCUUCUCUUCAUUGGCUGCUUCUUUUACUUGGAUUACAGGACUGUCACUCUUGGCUUUCGCCACCAUGGUGUCUCCUGGCUUGGACUUGUUGUACCUUCUUCAUCAGAGUUGACUGGUAAUGAUAAUGGACGGCUAGGAUUUCUUGAUAAGGAUGGUGAUUGGUGUGAUGUUUUUGAUGGGAACUGGGUUUGGGAUGAUAAUUAUCCUUUGUAUCGGAGUCAAGAUUGUUCCUUUAUGGACAAUGGUUUUAGGUGUUUAGAGAAUGGUAGGCCUGAUAGUUUCUAUACUAAGUGGCGUUGGCAACCCAAUAAUUGCAACUUGCCCAGAUUUGAUGCAAGGUUGAUGUUGGAAAAGCUGAGGAACCGGAGGCUUGUGUUUGUUGGAGACUCAGUUGGAAGGAACCAAUGGGAGUCCCUCCUCUGUAUGCUUGCCGCUGCUGUUCCUGACAAUUCUUCUAUUUAUGAGGUGAAUGGGAGCCCGAUCACAAAGCACAGGGGGUUUCUGGCGUUCAUGUUCAAGGACUAUAAUUGCACCAUUGAAUAUUAUAGGGCUCCAUUUCUAAUGGUACAGGGGCGGCCCCCUGCUGGAGCUCCGAAAGAGGUGAAGAUGACUUUAAGAGUGGAUACAUUGGACUGGACUUCUUCCAAGUGGAAAGAUGCAGAUGUGCUAAUUUUUAACUCUGGCCAUUGGUGGAAUCAUGAGAAGACAAUUAGAGGGGGUUGCUACUUCCAAGAAGGGGAGAAAGUAAAGAUGGAGAUGAGCGUUGAAACUGCAUAUCGGAGAUCAAUUGAAACUUUAAUUGAUUGGAUGCACACUGAAGUAAAUAUGAGCAAGACUCAAGUCUUCUUUCGAACCUAUGCUCCAGUGCAUUUCAGAGGUGGCGACUGGAAGACUGGUGGUAGCUGUCAUUUGGAAAAGCUUCCUGACUUAGGCUCAGUGCUAAUUUCACCAGAUUAUCGAUUCAAAAUAUUCUUUGAUGUGUUAUCAAAACACUCAAAUGAAUCACAAGUGAUGAACCUGCAUUUGUUGAAUGUUACAAUUAUGUCAGCACGGAGGAAGGAUGGCCAUGCAUCCUUGUACUAUUUAGAACCAAGUAGAGGUCCAGCUUCCCUACACCGUCAAGACUGCAGCCAUUGGUGCCUGCCUGGGGUUCCUGAUUCCUGGAAUGAGCUUCUUUAUGUGCUUCUUCUCAAGAGGGAGUUGGGUCGUGCACAAAAUUUAACAGAAUCUUCUCAAGCUCCUUUGUGA
Molecule: messenger RNA, 1335 nt
Organism: Dovyalis caffra
Lineage: Eukaryota; Viridiplantae; Streptophyta; Magnoliopsida; Malpighiales; Salicaceae
Source: the annotation of a GenBank genome assembly